AUGAACUCGCUGACGAUAGAUGUCCUACUAAAGGUGAUGAACGGAAACCUCAAUGCAACAGCUGCGAUACCAGAGGAAUUUCGUGCCAGUAUCCUGACGACUUACGAUACUAUCGAGUUUGUAGAAAAUGCUACGUCGUUCCAACUUACGGAUGCUCACACUUCAGGUGUGCUACCUGGGCCAGAAUCUGUCACGGUCGAGACUCCUCGGUCCCCAUUCGCCCCCAAGACAAUCAAUUCGCGGUGUUCGGAUAUCCGAGAAGAACAUCGUGAAGCUUUAGAGAACUCUGUGACUUUGGGAGAUCCAGCUGAAGAGCCAAGGUCCAUGUUUUCUCCAUCUUUCAACCCCAAUAACGCGUCUACAGUGACUGUUGCAUCAAGCAGCAGUCCAGCCGUGACACCUGCGGCUUGUGUGAAUCCAACAGCUCCACGAAAGCCUAGCUGUGAGAAAGCCUCAACCUAUGACUUCCCGACAAACUUCGGUUUGCCUCCUGGUGAUCAAGAAAUUGCACUACUGCGGCACUUUCGCGAUAAUCUCUGUCCAUGGCUGGAUAUUGGGGGCUCAAAGUCAGCGGUGGGGCUCGACAUUAUGGUCUUGGCCAACUCUAGCAAAACACUUAUGUCCUCGAUUCUUUGGCUAGCUUCCGAACAUUACACGUCAAUCGCUUUGCAGUCUGGGAUGGAUUUUAUGCCAGAUGCUUCUAAGUACCGCCAACAUGCUACAGAGGGCUUCGAGCUCGAGCCCGACGACACUGCUAUCAAACAUAUAGGACACGGUUUAUCAACAUUGAAGGAGCUACUCGGAUCGAAGCCUCAACAGUGGACCGAUAUCUUGGCACAGAGUAAUAUUUACGAUACCAUUGCGUCAUUCGCGUUCCGCGAAGAUACCAUUGGCUCCCUGUUCUGGGCAUUGCUCAAAUUUGGUACGGUUGACCCUGGAUAUCGCGUUUUGGAGUGA
Trichoderma aggressivum f. europaeum is the source of this 957-nucleotide messenger RNA. RefSeq lists its product as uncharacterized. The transcript has 3 exons. Bases 1 to 957 code for a protein of 318 amino acids. Lineage: Eukaryota; Fungi; Ascomycota; Sordariomycetes; Hypocreales; Hypocreaceae. The record is from RefSeq and is a predicted model, not a curated record.